AUGUUGUUGCCGCUAAUUUUUGCAAGCAUUUUUGUUGGGACUUAUGGAUUAAAAUACACAGCGUAUGAUUUAGAAAAGUUCAAAAAGGAGUUAUUAGCAAAAAAUGAUACAGCAAAUUUUAAUUUUGACGAUUACAAAGGAUAUUGUGAACCAUACGAAGCAAAAAUGCCUGAUUUUGCAGCAUCGGGACGAAGAAUUAGUGAAACAAAAUGCCAGGAAUAUGUUUGGGAGUUGAGAAAACGACAUAAUGAAACUGAGCGGGAUAAAUUUUGUGAAUUUUAUAUUAUAAGUCAAGUUAAAAACGGCAAAAUUCCUGACUAUAUAUUUUUAAGUAAUUCGUCGGUAAAUAAUGCCGGCAAGAAAAAUGCGGAAUCGGCAUUCGAGUUUCCACAUAUGGGCGCAAUAGGAUGGAGAGCGAAAAAUCAGACAGAACAAUGGAGAAAGUGGAUUUUUAAAUGUUCAGGGGCACUCAUUAGUAAGAGUUUCUUACUAACAGCUGCACAUUGUUCUAAACUAUCAACGAGAAGGGUAUUCGAUAUUGCCCAAACGGAACCCGAAGUUGUAAGACUCGGGCUUGCAGAUAUUGAAGACAGUGAGUUUUUAUUGUUCGACCAUGUUAUGGAUAUAAACAUCAAAAAGUUUAUAGUCCACCCAAACUACAAACCGCCUAAAAAAUAUUACGACAUCGCUCUAAUACAGUUAGACUCUGAAGUAAAGUUUACGAGCUAUAUACAGCCAGCAUGUCUCUGGCCCUAUCAUGAUUUCCAUCUGCUUGGCAAAAAUGGGAUCAUUACUGGUUGGGGGUACACUGAAGGAGGUGUUCAAUCCAAGCAACUCCAAGUUGCGACGGUGGACUUCAUUGAUACUCCGCAAUGUGACAUGAUUCUUGAUCCAUAUCGCAAUAGAAAUUGGAAUGGCCUACAAUCACAUCAGUUAUGCGCCGGCCUAUUAGACGGUGGUGUUGACACUUGCCAGGGUGAUACAGGAGGUCCAUUGCAAGUAAAAAUUCCUUUGGAUACACAGGAAUCUAUGUACUGGGUACUAGGUAUUACGUCGUUUGGAGUCGGAUGUGGAGGAACAAAUCAACCCGGUAUCUAUUCUAGAGUAUCCAACUUCACAGAUUGGAUUGAAGAACACGUUUGGAAAUCAUCUUCA
Messenger RNA from Brenthis ino (lesser marbled fritillary), 1155 nucleotides. The record is from the annotation of a GenBank genome assembly. Lineage: Eukaryota; Metazoa; Arthropoda; Insecta; Lepidoptera; Nymphalidae.